Messenger RNA from Aspergillus nomiae NRRL 13137, 3970 nucleotides. Its product is annotated as putative P-type ATPase. Gene Ontology annotation, cellular component: membrane. The coding region runs from base 1 to 3963 and encodes 1320 amino acids. The record is from RefSeq and is a predicted model, not a curated record. NCBI's taxonomy places the organism in Eukaryota, Fungi, Ascomycota, Eurotiomycetes, Eurotiales, Aspergillaceae. Gene Ontology annotation, molecular function: ATP binding; ATP hydrolysis activity; P-type ion transporter activity. Gene Ontology annotation, biological process: intracellular calcium ion homeostasis. The transcript has 21 exons.
AUGUGUGAGACAGUGAAUGACUCGGCGUUAUCGCCAACGGAGCCUCAGGUGCCUGAGCUCUCGCGGUCUAUGAUUAGCCACCGGCGUGACUCUAUGCGAAGCAGUUAUAGCGUUGUCUCAGAUGUAGAGAUGGCUCGCCAUGAGGUUUUUGAUGGACCCAUCUCAGAGAGCAUUCCAUCAAGUGUCGUUUCUUUCUCCCAUCGUCGCAACCGGAAGGACUCGGUGGUCAGUUUUACGUACUUCCGUGAUGAAGAAGACUUUGUGGAGUGGCCAGAUGAAGAUGCCGUGGACGCUGAGAGCGAAGCCGAUAAUUUGGUCGUAGGUGAUGUUAGUCCGCCAAAUAGAUCUGUUAGAUCAUCAUUCAGGUCAAAGCGACCGUCAUUUUCUAGAGGUUCCGCCGAAGACCCCCUCCUCCCUGGCCGGCAUCUUUCUGUUAGUUCGUAUGCGCAGGACCGACGGCUUGAUAGCAGGCUCAACCAGAAAAUAUAUAUUGAAUCGGAGGAUUUAACGUUUGUGAUCGCCGGAUUUUCAACCAAAUUCUCUGGUUUAGUUCUAUACUCUCUGUUAUGUGUCCUGUCCCUUGGCUUCGCCUAUCUCGUGUUUCGAUGGUUUCCAAGAUGGCGUGUACGAUUGACAGGGAAACCCACGCCACUUCGCAUUUGUCAAUGGGUUGCCAUUGAGGACCAAUGGAAUCAAUUCAGCGUAUGCCAGGUUCGCGGUCAAGCUUAUGGGCGGCCGCUUUCUAGUGUAUUUGCAGACCCAGACAGUCAUUCCUUUGAUGAAGAAAAUGACCCCACCAUAUCGUUCUUACGUUACAUUGACUUUAGAUACCUUCGGUUCUUUUACCAUCCUCUGGAAGACAAGUUCUGCCUAAUAAGCGGUUGGAGAGACCCUUUGUGGACAAAUGCGAAAGUGAUGCGAAGCGGACUAGAUGCCGAUGAUCGUGAUAGUCGAGAGCAGAUUUUUGGCAAGAAUCUGGUUGACAUUCAGCAGAAACCAUUGCUUCAGCUUCUCAUGGAUGAAGCCUUUCACCCAUUUUAUAUGUUCCAACUUGCGAGCCUCGUUCUUUGGUCUUUGGAUGAAUAUUACUACUAUGCUGUUUGUAUAUUCCUUAUCUCUGUCUUCAGCAUUGGCGCAACCGUAAUUGAGACCAAGUCUACUAUGAGUCGCCUGAGGGAGAUUUCCUUGUUCGAGUGUGACAUUCGUGUGCUUAGGAAUGGGUUUUGGAGGUCGGUUCCCUCUCGAGACCUUGUCCCGGGUGAUGUAUUCGAAUUCUCCGAUCCAUCGCUUAGCCAAGUCCCUUGCGACUGUAUCUUACUGUCAGGUGACUGCAUCGUAAAUGAGAGCAUGCUCACAGGUGAAUCCGUACCCGUGUCCAAGACCCCAUUAACAGACGAUGCACUUAAGUAUCUUAAUCUGAACGCCCCCUCUGUCCAUCCAAACAUAGCAAAACAUUUCCUUUUCGGUGGAACAAAAGUCAUCCGAGCACGGCGCCCUCAUAAUGUUGAUGAUGACGAUGCCAUUGCUCUAGCAAUUGUUGUCCGAACGGGAUUUUUGACAACUAAAGGCGCAUUAGUUCGCUCUAUGCUUUUCCCAAAGCCCUCUGGCUUCAAAUUCUAUCGAGAUUCAUUCCGUUACAUAUCUGUUAUGGCAAUGGUCGCUAUUCUAGGAUUUGUGGCCUCCCUUUUCAACUUUAUCCGACUAGGUCUCUCCUGGCAUUUGAUCAUUGUCAGAGCUCUCGAUUUGAUAACAAUCGUUGUUCCACCUGCUUUACCUGCUACGCUGACAAUUGGUACGAACUUUGCACUUUCGCGGUUGAAAAAUCAAAACAUUUUUUGCAUUAGUCCACAGAAGGUAAAUGUCGGCGGUAAAUUAGACGUGAUCUGUUUCGAUAAAACAGGAACCCUAACUGAAGAUGGAUUGGAUGUUCUUGGGGUGCGGACUGUAAAUCGAGAAAUGAGGCUAUCAGACUUGCUCUCGGACGUGACUCUAGGGUCUCCCUCAGCUUCAACAUUUGAUGCUUCCUACGACCGCAAGAAGCGUGAUGUUUUAGCCUACAUCAUGGCCACCUGCCACUCGUUGAGAAUUGUGGACGGCGAGCUUUUAGGUGACCCUCUUGACGUGAAAAUGUUUCAAUUUACUGGCUGGUCUUACCAGGAAGGCGGCAGCCAUGGUACUGAACAGCCAGAUUCCAAAUUUGAAACAAUAAUGCCGCCCAUUGCAAAGCCACCUGCCCCUUCAGAGAAUCUUCGCCAGAGCAAUUUCACUGCACCACUUGAACUUGGUAUUUUACGGAAUUUUGAAUUUGUCUCUGAACUUCGACGCGCGAGCGUUAUUGUAAGGCAAUUUGGUGACAAUGGUGCUAGCAUCUUCGUCAAGGGUGCACCAGAAAGCGUCAGAGCCAUAUGCCUUCCCGACAGUCUGCCUCAAGACUUUGAAGAUAUACUGAGCCAGUACACCCACAAAGGUUAUAGGGUUAUUGCCUGCGCCGCUAGAUACGAACAGAAGUUGAGCUGGAUGAAAGUGCAAAAAAUGACUCGCGGAGAUGCUGAAAGUGAUCUGGAAUUUGUUGGCUUCAUUAUAUUUGAAAACAAGCUGAAACAAGCAACCACUGAGACUAUUACUGAAUUGAACCAAGCAGGAAUACGGAAUGUCAUGUGCACUGGAGACAAUAUACUUACCGCAGUUAGUGUCGCUCGUGAGUGUGGAAUGGUCAGCAAAAGCGAGCAAUGCUUUAUACCGCACAUUGUAGAAGAUCGUUCCCAUGGUCUGGCAUCUUCACUUUGCUGGGAGAAUGUAGAUAAUCCAGCAUUGAAGCUUGAUCCAAGCACACUGAUGCCUUCUGUGAAUUCAACGGAUUUGGACUUGUCUAUACCUGUCAAUGUCUUUAAUAUACACAAUUUCUCGCUUGCGGUCAGCGGAGAGGUAUUUAGAUGGAUUUUGGACUUUGGCGAUGAGACUGUACUUCAACGAAUGCUUGUGCGAACCAAAGUGUUCGCUAGAAUGUCACCUGAUGAAAAACAUGAACUUGUGGAGAAACUUCAGUCACUUGAUUAUUGCUGUGGGUUUUGUGGCGAUGGUGCCAAUGACUGUGGCGCGUUGAAAGCUGCAGAUGUUGGGAUAUCGCUUUCUGAUGCUGAGGCAUCUGUGGCUGCACCAUUCACUAGUCGCCAAUUUGAUGUAUCCUGCGUGCCAACUUUGAUCAGAGAAGGGAGAGCCGCUCUAGUUACAAGCUUUUGUUGCUUCAAAUAUAUGAGUCUCUACUCUGCGAUUCAAUUUUCCACAGUCAGUUUCCUGUACACGUCAGCAUCAAACUUAGGUGAUUUUCAAUUUCUAUUCAUAGAUUUGGUACUCAUUUUACCAAUCGCAAUUUUUAUGGGAUGGACCGGCCCCUAUCCCGUACUUUCCAGAAAACGCCCAACUGCCGAUCUUGUCUCGCGAAAGGUGCUGACGCCAUUACUCGGCCAAAUUGUAAUUUGUAUACUGGUUCAACUUGUGGCCUACAAAGCCGUUCAGUCACAGCCAUGGUUCAAGCCCCCAGAGAUUGAUUUGGAUAAUAGUAAUAUUGAGAACUCUGAGAACACCGCCCUGUUCCUGGUCUCAUGCUUUCAGUACACGCUAGCAAGUGUUGUUCUCAGCGUGGGGCCUCCAUUCCGAAAGCCUAUGAGAUCAAAUAGAGCCUUCAUAUCUGUGGUUGUUGUAGACUUGAUCAUCUCAUGUUAUAUGCUCUUCAGGCCCUCUAGGUGGGUGGUGCAAAUUAUGCAGUUGACAUUUCUAUCAGGGAAUUUCGCUAUUUCGCUGCUUGCACUUGCCGUGGGCAGCUUCAUUUUCUCUUGCCUUGCGGAGCGUGCACUUUUCCCCAGUCUUGCUCGGGCCUUGGGGCGAGCUUACGUACUCUUACGGCCAGGCCAUCACAAAAAGCGCCGUCGAUACAAGGUGCUACUGGAGGAAAUGCAAGAGUAAAUGGCCC